AAUUAUUUGUCAAAUUGAUUUUUGAUUAUACUAUUCUCUCUCACUCUUUCUCUCGCGCACGCACGCAGCACAUCUCACCGUACACGCCAUGUCAAUAUAUACUCCUGACCGUAUGUUAUUGAAUCCCACUCUUGUCCUCACCACCAUUUCAGAGUUUCGCUCCUCACCACCUCCAAAACGUUCUUCUUCUAUUCUUUGCUUGUCUUCUCGCUCAGAUAUGGAUGCCAACGAAGGUCAAAGUAUCUACCCAUUGCAUCGUUGUAAAACUCUUCACCUGGUUAGACAUGCACAAGGGAUUCACAAUGUAGCAGGAGAAAAAAACCACGAAGCAUACUUGUCUUAUGAUUAUUUUGAUGCACAGCUAACCCCUCUUGGCUGGAAGCAGGUUGAUAAUCUGCGGGCGCAUGUUCAAGCAUGUGGUCUUUCCAAGAAAAUUGAAUUAGUGAUUUCUUCCCCCUUGUUAAGGACCAUGCAAACAGCAGCAGGAGUCUUUGGUGGUGAAGCAUACACUGACGGGAUUGAUGCACCUCCUCUGAUGAAGGAUAAUGUGGGACACAGUGGACGUGCUGCAAUUUCUAGUCUGAAUUCCCCUCCAUUUAUAGCAGUUGAGCUUUGCCGGGAGCAUUUGGGAGUUCAUCCUUGUGAUAAGAGAAGAAGUAUUCAUGAGUACCGGGAUAUGUUUCCUGCAAUUAACUUUUCACUGAUAGAAAGUGACGAGGACAUUUUGUGGACACCUGACAGUAGAGAGGAGAAUGCUGAAGUUGCUGCUAGAGGACUAAAGCUUUUGAAAUGGUUAUGGACUCGUAAAGAGAAGGAGAUAGCUAUUGUUUCUCACAGUGGUUUUCUAUUUCAUGCCCUAAGCGCUUUUGGAAAUGACUGCCAUCCAACUGUGAAGAGCGAACUAUGCAAACAUUUUGCUAAUUGCGAGCUGCGUUCAGUGAUUAUCGUUGACAGAGGUUUGAUUGGAUCAGACGAGUCAAGUACAAACUAUCCUGGCAAGAUUCCUCAUGGCCUUGACCUUCCCAGUGAUGUAGCUGACGAGAAAAAUCAAGGGAAUGGACCGGCCCAUUAAUUUUUCUGAAUGGCAACGUGCCAACAUACAUAAUUUAAUUUACUUCUGAUACCUAAUGCAUUAAUUACGUUUAUAGGAAAAAUGUCUAGGAAAUUGGAAAUCUAGGUGCCAAAAUUUAAAGAUAACGGAUGGGGAUUGAUUCAGAAACAUCAACUCCAAGAUUGUCUUUUUAUAAGAUGGUUACAAUCUUUAUGCGUUAAGAAUAAAUAUGCUGGACUAUACAUUCACAAUAAAAUGCAUGGCUUUUAUUUAUUUA
This is a messenger RNA of Prosopis cineraria, 1328 nucleotides long. Its product is annotated as phosphoglycerate mutase-like protein 1. The record is from RefSeq and is a predicted model, not a curated record. Bases 89 to 1072 code for a protein of 327 amino acids. Gene Ontology annotation, cellular component: cytoplasm. The transcript is spliced from 10 exons. Gene Ontology annotation, molecular function: phosphatase activity. Lineage: Eukaryota; Viridiplantae; Streptophyta; Magnoliopsida; Fabales; Fabaceae.